GAGAUCCCCAUUAGAGUUCCUUAGUUCCUCUCCGUCUUUCUCUUUCUAAAACCCUUUCUCUCUCUCUAAACGUUUCCUGAGUUUUAAUCGUUUCCUGAGUUUGAAUCCGCCAUGGCUCAUCAAGCAGAGUCCUCAGAUUCGAAGGGGACAAAGAGGGAUUUUAGCACUGCGAUCCUCGAAAGGAAGAAAGCAGCGAAUCGAUUGAUUGUGGAUGAAGCUAUCAAUGAUGACAAUUCGGUGGUUUCUAUGCACCCUGAUACAAUGGAGAAGUUGCAGCUCUUCAGAGGCGAUACAAUUCUCAUUAAGGGUAAGAAGAGGAGGGAUACAAUCUGCAUUGCUUUGGCUGACGAGACCUGUGAUGAGCCUAAGAUCAGGAUGAACAAAGUUGUGAGGUCCAAUCUUAGGGUUCGUCUUGGGGAUGUGGUUUCAGUGCACCAGUGCCCAGAUGUUAAGUAUGGGAAGCGUGUCCAUAUUCUACCAAUUGAUGAUACAAUUGAGGGCGUUACUGGAAAUCUAUUUGAUGCUUAUCUCAAACCUUAUUUCUUGGAGGCAUAUCGUCCAGUAAGGAAAGGAGAUCUUUUCCUUGUUAGGGGUGGUAUGAGGAGUGUGGAAUUCAAAGUGAUUGAGACCGACCCUGCAGAGUAUUGUGUGGUUUCUCCAGAUACUGAGAUCUUUUGUGAAGGGGAGCCUGUAAAAAGGGAGGAUGAGGAGAGACUUGAUGAAGUUGGUUAUGAUGAUGUUGGUGGUGUUAGGAAACAAAUGGCUCAGAUUAGGGAAUUGGUUGAGCUUCCUUUGAGGCAUCCACAACUAUUCAAAUCUAUUGGUGUGAAACCACCGAAGGGUAUCCUCCUUUAUGGGCCUCCUGGUUCAGGGAAAACCUUGAUAGCAAGGGCAGUCGCCAAUGAAACUGGUGCAUUCUUCUUCUGUAUCAAUGGGCCUGAGAUCAUGUCCAAACUAGCUGGGGAGAGUGAAAGCAAUCUUAGGAAGGCUUUUGAAGAAGCGGAGAAGAAUGCGCCAUCUAUAAUAUUCAUCGACGAGAUAGACUCCAUAGCUCCUAAGAGAGAGAAAACCCAUGGUGAAGUUGAGAGGAGAAUUGUUUCUCAGCUUCUUACACUUAUGGAUGGGCUAAAAUCUCGUGCUCAUGUUAUUGUCAUUGGAGCCACGAACAGGCCAAACAGUAUUGACCCUGCUCUGAGAAGGUUUGGAAGGUUUGAUAGGGAAAUUGACAUUGGUGUUCCUGAUGAAAUUGGGCGGCUUGAGGUGCUUCGCAUCCACACCAAGAACAUGAAGCUUGCUGAAGAUGUUGAUCUGGAGAGAAUCGCCAAGGAUACUCAUGGAUAUGUCGGAGCUGAUCUUGCAGCUUUGUGCACUGAGGCUGCUCUCCAAUGCAUUAGGGAGAAGAUGGAUAUAAUUGACUUGGAAGACGAAACCAUUGAUGCAGAAAUACUCAAUUCAAUGGCUGUUACUGAUGAGCACUUCAAGACUGCUCUCGGGACAAGCAACCCAUCUGCCCUUCGUGAAACAGUUGUUGAGGUACCCAAUGUGAGUUGGGAAGACAUUGGUGGUCUGGAGAACGUCAAGAGAGAGCUGCAAGAGACUGUUCAAUAUCCUGUGGAGCAUCCAGAGAAGUUUGAGAAGUUUGGAAUGUCACCUUCGAAGGGGGUUCUUUUCUAUGGACCUCCUGGCUGCGGUAAGACCCUACUUGCCAAGGCCAUUGCCAAUGAAUGCCAAGCCAACUUUAUUAGUGUCAAGGGUCCCGAGCUGCUUACGAUGUGGUUUGGAGAGAGUGAAGCUAAUGUGCGGGAAAUCUUUGACAAGGCCCGCCAGUCUGCCCCUUGUGUCCUCUUCUUUGAUGAGUUGGAUUCCAUUGCUACUCAGAGAGGGAGCAGCGUUGGAGAUGCUGGUGGUGCAGCAGACAGGGUGUUGAAUCAGCUUCUUACCGAAAUGGAUGGCAUGUCGGCCAAGAAAACUGUCUUUAUUAUUGGAGCAACCAAUCGGCCCGACAUCAUUGAUCCAGCCUUGUUGAGGCCAGGUCGUCUUGAUCAGUUGAUAUACAUUCCGUUACCAGAUGAGAGCUCACGCCUUCAAAUCUUCAAGGCCUGCCUCCGAAAAUCUCCAGUCUCUAAAGAUGUUGAUCUCAAUGCCCUUGCUAAGUACACUCAGGGCUUCAGUGGUGCUGAUAUUACUGAGAUUUGCCAACGUGCAUGCAAGUACGCAAUCCGGGAGAACAUCGAGAAGGAUCUAGAGAGAGAGAGGCGGAGGAGAGAGAACCCAGAGGCCAUGGAGGAGGAUGACACGGAAGAGGUGGCGGAGAUCAAGGCAUGCCACUUUGAAGAAUCGAUGAAGUAUGCUCGCCGCAGUGUGAGUGAUGCUGACAUUCGCAAGUACCAGACAUUUGCAUCCACACUCCAGCAAUCGCGGGGCUUUGGCAGCGAAUUCCGCUUCCCUGAGCGUCCUGAUGCCUCUACGGGGGUUUCUGGUGCUGAGGCAUUUGGCGUAUCGGGUGGUACCGUGGACGAAGAUGAUCUGUAUAAUUGAAGAGUAAAACCAAUUUCACACCCCAAUGCUUGCCACCAUGGGUUUUGGGGUUUGAGUGGUGGAGGUGGCGUGCUUACACAUUGAAAACAGUGUCUUUCAGUUUGUUUUUAGUUUAAUUUGCAACCUAAGAUGGUCUCAUGCCAGAGAUGAUAUGUACUUAGAAUGUUAUGCACUCUUUCUUUUUGGUUUGGUUUAUUAUUUUGCAAGCCAACAUGGAUCAUCGCAGGUCUUGGGACCGCUUAUAUUUAUAUGUGGAUGUCUUGACUUAACAUGCUAAAAUUGUGAUGCUUGGGAGUACUACGCCCAUUUGACAUAGCUUCUCAAAACCGGCCGGCCAUAUGAAAUAAAGCCCACUUUGAAA
Amborella trichopoda is the source of this 2899-nucleotide messenger RNA. Its product is annotated as cell division control protein 48 homolog D. Gene Ontology annotation, molecular function: ATP hydrolysis activity; ATP binding; polyubiquitin modification-dependent protein binding. Gene Ontology annotation, biological process: mitotic spindle disassembly; autophagosome maturation; retrograde protein transport, ER to cytosol. Gene Ontology annotation, cellular component: nucleus; VCP-NPL4-UFD1 AAA ATPase complex; cytosol. NCBI's taxonomy places the organism in Eukaryota, Viridiplantae, Streptophyta, Magnoliopsida, Amborellales, Amborellaceae. The record is from RefSeq and is a predicted model, not a curated record.